UAGCUCCCCGGAACGUACGGCGGCGGCUGCCUUACGGACUCGAUGGUUAAGAUGGCGGCGCCUGGGCGACAUUGGCGGCUCUAGGUGGGCGACCUAUUUGUUGGCUGCUAAGCGCCCGUCCGGCGGGGCGUGCGGAGUGAGAGUGCGGGGCCGCGGAGGCGGGGCCAGGAGCGGAAGUGGCUGUGGGCGCCUUUGCGGACGCCGCCGCCGCCACCGAGGGGCUGGUUCAGCUUGGCGGGGUCGCUGCCAGGGAUCCGGAGCGGGUGCGCGGUGAGCGGAGACAUGGAAGGAGACGGUUCAGACCUGGAACCUCCAGAUGCCGGGGAGGACAGCAAGUCUGAGAAUGGGGAGAACGCUCCCAUCUACUGCAUCUGCCGCAAGCCGGACAUCAAUUGCUUCAUGAUUGGAUGUGACAACUGCAAUGAGUGGUUCCAUGGGGACUAUCGGAUCACGGAGAAGAUGGCCAAGGCCAUCCGGGAAUGGUACUGUCGGGAGUGCCGAGAGAAGGACCCGAAGCUGGAGAUUCGUUACCGGCACAAAAAGUCCCGGGAGCGGGAUGGCAGUGAGCGGGACGGCAGUGAGCCCCGGGAUGAGGGAGGAGGGCGCAAGAGGCCUGCUUCAGAUCCAGAACUGCAGCGCCGGGCAGGGUCAGGGACAGGGGUUGGGACCGUGCUUGCUCGGGGCUCCGCUUCGCCCCACAAAUCUUCUCCACAGCCUCUGGUGGCUACACCCAGCCAGCAUCACCAGCAACAGCAGCAGCAGCAGCAACAGCAGCAGCAGCAGCAACAGCAGCAGCAACAACAGAUCAAACGGUCGGCCCGAAUGUGCGGCGAGUGCGAGGCAUGCCGGCGCACCGAAGACUGUGGCCACUGUGACUUCUGCCGCGACAUGAAGAAGUUCGGGGGCCCCAACAAGAUCCGGCAGAAGUGCCGGCUUCGCCAGUGCCAGCUGCGGGCACGGGAAUCGUACAAGUACUUCCCUUCCUCGCUGUCGCCGGUGACGCCCUCAGAGGCCCUGCCAAGGCCCCGCCGGCCACCACCCACUCAACAGCAGCCACAGCCAUCCCAGAAGCUGGGGCGUAUCCGUGAAGAUGAGGGGACAGUGUUGUCAUCCGUGGCUAAGGAGCUACCGGAGGCUACAGCAACACCUGAACCGCUUUCAGAUGAGGACCUAGCGCUGGACCCGGAUCUGUACCAGGACUUCUGUGCUGGAGCCUUCGAUGAUCACGGCCUACCCUGGAUGAGCGACGCAGAAGAGUCCCCGUUCCUGGAUCCGGCCCUGAGGAAACGGGCAGUGAAAGUGAAACAUGUGAAGCGUCGAGAGAAGAAGUCUGAGAAGAAGGUGAUGGAGAGGAAGGAGGAGCGGUACAAACGGCAUCGACAGAAGCAGAAACACAAAGACAAAUGGAAACACCCAGAGAGGGCUGACCCCAAGGACCCCGCCUCCCUGCCGCAGUGCCUGGGGCCUGGCUGUGUGCGGGCCGCCCAGCCUGCCUCCAAGUACUGUUCAGAUGACUGUGGCAUGAAGCUGGCAGCCAACCGAAUCUAUGAGAUCCUCCCCCAGCGCAUCCAGCAGUGGCAGCAGAGCCCCUGCAUUGCCGAAGAGCACGGCAAGAAGCUUCUGGAACGCAUCCGCCGUGAGCAGCAGAGUGCCCGCACCCGUCUCCAGGAAAUGGAGCGCAGAUUCCACGAGCUCGAGGCCAUCAUUCUGCGAGCUAAGCAGCAGGCUGUGCGUGAGGACGAGGAGAACAACGAGAACGACAGCGAUGAUACAGAUCUGCAGAUCUUCUGCGUCUCCUGUGGGCAUCCCAUCAACCCACGCGUUGCCUUGCGCCACAUGGAGCGUUGCUAUGCCAAGUAUGAGAGCCAGACAUCCUUUGGGUCCAUGUACCCCACACGCAUUGAAGGGGCUACCCGGCUCUUCUGCGAUGUCUACAAUCCCCAGAGCAAAACGUACUGUAAGCGGCUCCAGGUGUUAUGUCCUGAGCACUCACGGGACCCCAAAGUACCAGCUGAUGAGGUCUGCGGGUGUCCACUUGUGCGGGAUGUCUUUGAGCUCACAGGUGACUUCUGCCGCCUGCCCAAGCGCCAGUGCAAUCGCCAUUAUUGCUGGGAGAAGCUCCGGCGUGCAGAAGUGGACUUGGAGCGUGUUCGGGUGUGGUACAAGCUGGACGAGCUGUUUGAGCAGGAACGAAAUGUUCGCACAGCCAUGACCAACCGAGCAGGCUUACUCGCCCUGAUGCUGCACCAGACCAUCCAGCACGACCCACUCACCACCGAUCUUCGAUCCAGUGCCGACCGCUGAGCUCCGCCGGCCCAGAGCCCCUCAGCCCUGCAUUCCAGUCAGGGGAGCGGCCCUGCAUCGCCCGCUUUCUGUUCCUCCAUUCAUCCGUUUCUUCCACCGCUCCUUAGUUUUAUCCCUCUGCCCAUCUACUUUUCGGCUUCCAUUUGCCCUUAUUAAAGGGCCUCUGAUUUCCCGUUGUCACGGUCUGUCCCUCUCCAUUGUUCCUCUCCAUACUCAGGGCUGGGGUGAGACCGUGGGGUUUACUCACCCUUGCCUGUACCCUCUCCGUAAACAAAUGGGUUUUGUUAAUAAAAUUUUCAACAACCAAUAA
Messenger RNA from Peromyscus leucopus (white-footed mouse), 2614 nucleotides. RefSeq names its product CXXC finger protein 1 (gene Cxxc1). The record is from RefSeq and is a predicted model, not a curated record. Gene Ontology annotation, molecular function: DNA binding; zinc ion binding. Gene Ontology annotation, cellular component: Set1C/COMPASS complex. Gene Ontology annotation, biological process: positive regulation of DNA-templated transcription. NCBI's taxonomy places the organism in Eukaryota, Metazoa, Chordata, Mammalia, Rodentia, Cricetidae.